Porites evermanni is the source of this 12957-nucleotide messenger RNA. The record is from the annotation of a GenBank genome assembly. Lineage: Eukaryota; Metazoa; Cnidaria; Anthozoa; Scleractinia; Poritidae.
AUGGAUUUGAAUGCCUCACCAUUUUCCUCGAAUUCUUGCAGUAACGAAUAUGGAACCAAUGUGACGGAAAAUCUCAAUAAUUUUUCUCUGCAAGCCACAAAUGGGCUGUCGGAGGACUUCAGAUUAUUGAAAAUUGUCUGUGACUGCAUUAUUUUGUUGGGCAGUUCUUUCGGGAACAGUCUCGUCAUUUACAUCAUUGCAAGCAACGUUCGUAUGCGAACACCGUCGAACAUUUUAAUUCUGAACCUCGCUGUGUGUGAUUUCAUGACACCUGUGGUCAGCCUUCCCUUUGACUUUGUUCUUCAAGAGUAUAACUACGUCUGGACGUUUGGCACAGCAACAUGCAAAAUUCUUUGGCCCUUAACGUCCAUGACUUCCACUUCAGCUGCUUUGACAUUGGCGGCGAUCUCCUUGGAUCGUUAUCGUACGAUAAUGCACCCGUUUAAGUCUCGACUUACAAUGGUUAAAAUCAAAUUCAUCAUUGCGGGAAUCUAUGCUUUUUCUCUGCUAAUGGUCACGCCGUAUUCGUAUAUGCUGGAUGUAGAUUGUCACCAGUGCCACGAAAAGUGGCCUGGCAUCUUUUACAAGAAAUCUUACACAUUGGCCCUUUGCAUGGUACGAUAUUUUCUUCCUCUGUUUUUCAUGAUGGUGAUGUACGCUUUGGCUCUAAAAAAUCUGUACACGAGUACAGAUAAAACGAGGUCUGGUAAAACGCAGAAAGAAAAGGCAGCCGUCAAUAACAGCCAAAUGGUGAAGGAGGCGACUUCUCCAGAACCUUUGAGAAAGGUUUCGUCUACUGUUCGUCUAGUACGAAAGUUAUCAUCGACUGUGAGACGAGGAACGAACGAAGCAAACAAACAGGCGACCAAAAUGUUCAUCGUGGUAGUGGUGGUUUUUACUAUUUGCAUGUUCCCUAAUCAAGCUCUAUGGUUAUGGGCGGAUUUUAGUUCUAGUGCAGGAGAGAUCAAAUGGUUUUCACAGGCUAUUGUUAUUUGCUGGCUUUUUACCUACUCGAACAGCGUGUGUAAUCCUGUUAUCUACGUAGCGUUCAGCCGCGAUUUCAGGAGAGGCUUCAAACGGGUUCUGAGGAGAUUGUUCUGCUUCCGUCGCCACAAGCUAAGAAGUGGUUCAAACGCGCAUUUAGUGGCUAAACUAACCUCAGAGUUGAAAGGAGCUGCCUCGAACACGGAAGGAAGAAAGAGGAAGAAAGCAGACGUCAAGCAACCACAGGUUUACCUUUUAUAAAUCGCUUUAAAAAGACGUCUUAAUGAAGUUUAGAAAAACUAUGAUCAAGCUUCCAUUUGGAGGUGCUUGUCGUUAUCCUCACCUUGAAGAAAUGCGUUUGCAAACAUUGCUGUCUCAGUAGUUAAGUUCACUUUACCCUGAUACAACUACAACCCCGGACAGGUUUUCAUUUUAAUGUUCAGAAAGGAUGGUUGUCCCUUUUUUAUAAUACCCCCAUCCCCCACUAACACUUUAACUAGCUUUGUUCAAUAUUGGGCCAGGGGCGUGGAGAAGAAGGGAAAAAAGAGGUAAAAAGUAACAGUCUUCCCAACACUUUUACGAUGAUUGUAGUUUCCUAGAGAUUUGAGAAGCUAACUAUGAUAAGUACCCAGUUAGGGUAUGAUCCAGCAUGCCAGAGAGGGGAAUUUAGGAUCAAUCGUUUUUGUGAACUGUAUUUUACGUGUUCAUUUUUUCUUCCACGUUUUCAGAAUCUUUGAGAUUUGAACAGAUACGGGAAUGAUAGAAGGGAUUUAGUCCUUUAGCGUACUUGUUAUAGAGCCUUCCCAGUUCGAGAUCUGGUAAAAAGAAUUUCCUCAUUCUGAAAAUAAUUGGCAAGGAUUUGUUGCCCGAGGCCUUUCCAUUUUCAGACAACGAUUACAAUAACCCUGCCAUCUUCAGUCGGCAAUACUGUAAUUAUCUUAGGCUAUAAGCAUGCAGAGAAAUAAAAUGUCCUAUUUUAAUGGUCAUAUGUCUCUGCGGAAUCGUUGCAUUGAUAUCAAAGAUAACAGCUGUGAAUUUCAAGAGUCUCUUGAAAAAGUAAGUCUUUUCUUUCACGUGUGUCGUCCGUUAAAUGACUGAAGCUGAACCGGUGUCGGGGUUUUCUAUUCCCUGUGCUUGGGUAUUAGAGAAUAUUGCGUCGUCAUACAGUAAAUCCUGUAUUAAGCGGAAGGUGUCCGCUAAAUAGCAGCUUGUUACACUAAAUAUUUGACUGCCAGCAGAUCUUCUUCACUCAGUCGAGCCCAGUCGACGCUCGGCUGGAUUGGACAGAAGGAGAAGGCCCAGAAGGGAACUGGAGAGACAUGGUCUUCUUCCCAGUUUCCCCUCGGCUGGUCAAUAAAAUAUUAUGAGAUGUGGUGCUGCUUGUGACCAGUGAUUUCAUUAACUAUUUUAGCCCUAAUAUCCACUCACAAAUUCUCCAAACUGAUUUCCAUGCAUUACCUUAAAAAAAAUUAGUUGAGAGAAUUUGAUAAAAGAUCAAUUGUCAAAGCUUUUUCCCCUGGGUGAUGAUUUUAUUAACUCCCAUAAGCUUUUCUCUUGAUUAUGUAGUGAUAUUGUUGUGAGAACAUUGAUGUUUUUACUAUACCAUUGGGACUUGACGGGUUAAGCGUUAUGAAAUUGCUGAAAAUGAAUGGUACAAAGCAUCUUCUUGGAUCAAAAUUAAAAUACAGAAGAAUCCCGAUUUCUCGAAUACUCAAGUUUUUCGACACUCCCAAUAAUUCGAAACCUAAACUAACUUCCCUUUACCAACCAACACUGUAAUUUUACCCCCGAACUUUCGAUUUCCUCGAUAAUUCGAACUAGUUCGCACUUCCAAAAAAGGCUUGAAAAAUCGGGUCCUACUGUANUUUCCCCGAAAAAUCGCACUAGUUCGCACCUCCAAAAAAGGCCUGAAAAAUCGGGGCCUACCGUACCACGGAGGGCUCCGCCAAUGCCCAUAUUCCCCCCCCCCGCCCCCCCCCCCCCCCCCCCCCCCCCCCACGUCGGGCCCCUCCCUUCGUAUUCCUCUCACAAACACACGAUUUUGCGCUCGAGUGGGACAAAGGUGAUAGGCGAUUAGAGAAGGAUAAAUCGCGACAAUGGCGGAAUAUCAUAAAGCUAAGAUGUAACUGCCGCAAUUGAACUCAGAACUGAUCAGUCAAGUUGAAUAUUGAUAUAGAGCUUUGGAAGUAGUAUUGCGUGCAAUGGGUAGUUGGGCAGAUGCUCUAAUCUGUUUGCUUUUCUUCAGAUUAGUAUUAAGUGGGUAAUCCCAUACCGCUUUUGAAAAAUAUUGCUAACAAUGCAUCUAUGGCAAAUUCAUUCCCCUUUAUUUUGUUGCGUAACUUACAGAAAGCGGAAAGCAAUCUCUUAGAUGUAAGGAAUACUUUUGAGGAAGUAAAAUAUUGUUAGCCUGACAGUCUAUACUAGUACCAGGCUUUAGACCAGGAAGUUUAAUCGCGAAGUCUUUGAAAACUGGGUUGGGAGGUCCGGUUGCUGCAAAAAAAUCGUCAGCUAGUUAGCUGCCAAUAAUCUCUAACAUCCUGUUUGAGUGAACUGUUUUUAUAGAGUAAAUUAAUAUGGCACUAAAAGGAUUAGAAAGCAAUAUUGACCACUAAUUUGUUUACAUUACGAGAUGACAUUUCAAGAAAGAACUGUGGAGUUUAUGCGUAAAUUUACAAAUAAAUUUCUUUAUUAUAAUAAUAAUGUUGUAUUAUUGUUAUUGUUAUUAUUAUUUCUAUCCAUGCUAACCAAACCUCAUUUAAUACGGGAUAUCUAAUUAAACUGUUAGACAAAUUUUGCGCAAAUCUGCAUUGGAUGAUCCCUUAUUCUUGUUCACUCUUGGGGGGUUAGAAUAACAAUGAGACCACGCGACAGGUACGUUUAAUGAGAUGCCAAACCGGUUAUAUAUCAAUAGGAGGUUUCGUCCAAAAGAGAGUGUAAAGAAAAGAUCCAGCGACGACUCGCUGACUGCAAUUGUAAUUAGUAUGGGCUCACCAUAUCAGCCAGUUGCGGGCUUCUCUCAGUGUGAAAUGCGCUGAACGUUAUCCCUCACGGCUUUGCUGAAAGUGCUAUUAAAAGCAUGACGAAGAGAAACGGGACUGUUAUUGGAGUCAGUAAUGAAAGUUUUGCGUUGGAAGGAAUUGUUCAAGACGAAGCAUUGGGCGAUUUUAGAACCACAAAAAUAUUUUUCUAUUUUGCCAUCUUAUCUGCCAGUACCUUAGGCAACGGAAUGGUUGCGGCUAUUAUCAUUAGGAAAAUGCGCACGGCUUCACACUUUCUAAUCCUCAACUUGGCCAUUUGUGAUCUGUUAACACCGCUGAUAAGUAUUGUGUUUGAUUUUGUCCUUGAGGAGAACAAUUACGUAUGGCUGUAUGGCCACGUCAUGUGCAAACUAUUGUGGCCAACACAGACGUACUUUAAUGGUGCCUCUUCGCUUACGCUCGCGGCGAUUUCCUUGGACCGUUAUCGACUCAUUAUGCAUCCAUUUAAGACACGCUUAUCGAGGAAACAAGUUUGCUUGAUGAUUUGUGUCGUUCAUGUUUUUUCUUUCGUGGCUGUGAGCCCUUAUGUAUAUGUCCUGACUCUCCAAGGAGGUUCUUGCACAGAACUUUGGCCCGGUUUCACUUACAGACAAGCUUACAGCCUCUUCCUGUGUCUCUCACAAUACGUUCUCCCUUUAACAUUUAUGGGUAUUGUGUACGGGCUUGCAAUUCGUGCCCUCUACAACACCUCAGCAAGAGUGCGUGGCAGUUCAAUCAAAGAAAAGGCUCAUCAGCAAGAAGUGACUUCGAAAAAGCCUCANCUUGCACAGAACUUUGGCCCGGUUUCACUUACAGACAAGCUUACAGCCUCUUCCUGUGUCUCUCACAAUACGUUCUCCCUUUAACAUUUAUGGGUAUUGUGUACGGGCUUGCAAUUCGUGCCCUCUACAACACCUCAGCAAGAGUGCGUGGCAGUUCAAUCAAAGAAAAGGCUCAUCAGCAAGAAGUGACUUCGAAAAAGCCUCAAUGCAAACAUUCAUGCAAGAUCUCUAAAACAGGAGCCAUUGCAAGAAGAAUCAGUCAUAUACCAAGUAUAUGGAGUAGUCCAAAUGCAAAAGCCAUGAAAAUUUUUAUCAUUAUAGUAAUUGUGUUUGCAAUUUUCAUGUUUCCUAAUCAAGUUGUUUGGCUAUGGGCGGACUUUGGUGGCAGAAACAAGACCUCGAAUUUUCGGAAAAUUUCCAUCGUGUGCUGGUUGUUUACCUACACUAACUGUGUAGUUAAUCCUGUUAUUCUAGGUGUCCUCAGUAAAGAUUUUCGAGAGGGAUUUAAGGUGAUUUUUAAGGGUAUCUUGAUCUGUUUCGAUACAUCAUCCAAGGCAAAAGAAGCCAAAAAGGAGUUCAGAAAACAAAGAAAUAGCUGUACCAAAACUGCAUCGAUGCUACUGUCAGACGGCGAAUGUCAUGCAAUGAAGCUCAAAGAAUGGAACCUAUAUCCCGAUGGUCAUCAACAACAGACCAGUUUACCUUAUGGCGCAAACCAACCCUUAAUAUCCUCAUAUAUUGCGAUCGAAUCUCAAUCCAGGGGCUUUGAUUUGCAUCGAUCUGCAGGAACAUUUAAGAGCUUAACUCAAGAAAACAAUUUGCAGGUAAAAAGACGGGAUUUCAAUUACGCGCAUGUUUCAGUGAUUCCUGACGAGAAUUUGGCAAUUUUACCUUACUCACUUUCGUAUGAACAUUUGGAAGCAGCCUUCAACAGUUCGCCCGAGACCGACUGUUAACCAAUAUACAAGAAACCUUAUAACAUAGUAUUCACCAAAAUCAGAAUUUCUCAGAAAAGGUCCUCAAAAGCCCAGUAAGCUGUGCACAGUAAUUUUAUAUAUAUAUUGACUUUCAAUACAUUAUUUUAAAUUAAGGAAUGUAAUUUUCGUUUUCCACGCUAUUAACCGCGCCGUUUGACAUAAGACUCCAUGCUGGCUGAAAAAAGGAAUGCUAUUGUCGUAUAAAGUUUUCCUUCCUAUGCUUGCUUGGGUGAACGGUUUUUAGAAGAAAUUUGUACUACCCAGAGUCGUUUGAUCUAAAAAAUGGGAGGUGUCAGUGUUCCCAGUCAAAGUUGAACACAAAGUUUGAGUCCCGAUUCUCUCCUGAGAAAGGCUUGCGCAUGAAAUCUCAUAUUAGCUUUUGAAUUUUUUUUUUACAGCCAUGCUAAGUGACCUUAUCAAAUUAAUUGAAAAAACCAAAUGUGUUUCUCAUCCCCCACUGUUGCUGCUCUGCAGCACAGUUCCCCUAAACUGACCCCAUCAUUUGUUUGACAUAAGACCCACACUGCGGAGAAAAAUGGCCAUACUCAACUUCCUUUUACGAAAGAGACAUACCUAAUCUUUGAUUGUUAAUUAUGAAAUGCACUACUUGGAGUGCAGUGGUUGAUUUAUGCAAUGGCUGACUGUUGAGUGCGAGCAGUCUCUUGCGCCCGCGCGCGCAUGCGCAAGAGCCUUCGAGAAGUGUCUGAGUCAGACGCCUAAGGCCCUGUUCGCACUACCACAAAAAAUAGAGUUUAGAGUUUGCAAAAAACGUGAAAAAUUUGUAAUCACCAUUUUUUUUAUUUUUGUAAUCUUGUUCGCAUCUAAGACACGAAACGUCAAUUACGGGCUUUUUAAUUGGCCAGGUUGUCAAAAUAAAGGAGUUCACGCUCAUAGUUGCAUCAUGGGUAAUCAGGGCAAGAUGGCGGGAAAUUAGAAGAUUUGUAUUAGAAUUCAAAACCAGCUAAUUCUUCCUGAAUUCAUAUAAUUGAUGCUUUCUGUUUGAAAAGAGUAAUUUACGAGUUCAAAGAAACAAUACACUAAAUCUGGAGUGCAAAGAAGUCCGUGAUCAAUUUUUAGAAAACCUUGAUUUUCCCAUACGUUUUCUGUAAUUCGACAGUAUCAAAAUUUAUUUUAAAAUUAAUCAUCUUUCGAGGAACCGGACGUAAAAUUGUAUUCCACGAAUAUGCUGCAAAGCUAAUCAAUCCAGUUAAUCCCCGCCGCCCACCACUUCCUCACGAAAUUUGUACAUUGGUACAGGACCGCAAAGCUUGGAAGAGCAUGGAGGUCGUUUGUUGUCACCACUGGUAACCCUCAUGAGCGCCCAAGCCAAGCCAUGAGAGAGAGUCUUGUGGCCGACUUAGGCAAUCUUGAGUUGGCUUCUGAUUAGCUCUUGGGAUGCCUGUGAUAACUUUCGCACUACUUUGAAGUAAGAAAUUCCUAGCUAAUCCUAAUUCUAAUCCUAGUUUGGCUCAAAUCUGGAAGUCAAUGUGGCCAUUGAAUAAGGGUCCAAUCCCGUCAUCCCGACCCGAUGGUUGCUGCUUUCGGUGUCCCACAUCCCACAUCUCGCAUCCCGUGUGGGUGCUUUCAAUCCAGAUCGCCCUAAUCCGGGAAAUUUUUGCUUGUGGAAUCCUGAAUCCCGGGCUUUGGAAUCCGGAAAACAGCUCAAAGAAUCUGGAAUCCGGAAUCCAGGUUUUACUUACAGAGACUGGAAUCCAGUACCUUGAAUUCGGAAUCCGUGACGUGGAAUCCAGAAUCCAAGACUGUCUUGGAUUCCUUUACAUAGGGCGAAUCCAGAAUUGAAUCCGUUUAAUAUUUUGUUUUAAAAUCCCGAAUCCUGGUCGAUCGAAUAAGGCAAAUCCCGAAUUCUCGUGUAAAACCUCAGGGGCACCGGCCCUCUUUAAUGUCUGAUUAGGAUAAAUCUGGAAAAUUGCAGCACAGCUUUGACGGGAUGUCAUGAAUAUCCGCCACUCCGGCGAAGAAGGGAAUUUUUGAGGCAAACCUACGCUGACGUCUGUCUCGUCUCGCGGAACGUGACAGUGGCGGAGGAACAGAAUGAUCUGAGAGGCGGCUUGUUUCCCAAGCCAUGCUUUCUUAGUGUUACUUGCACAGAACUUUGGCCCGGUUUCACUUACAGACAAGCUUACAGCCUCUUCCUGUGUCUCUCACAAUACGUUCUCCCUUUAACAUUUAUGGGUAUUGUGUACGGGCUUGCAAUUCGUGCCCUCUACAACGCCUCAGCAAGAGUGCGUGGCAGUUCAAUCAAAGAAAAGGCUCAUCAGCAAGAAGUGACUUCGAAAAAGCCUCAAUGCAAACAUUCAUGCAAGAUCUCUAAAACAGGAACCAUUGCAAGAAGAAUCAGUCAUAUACCAAGCAUAUGGAGUAGUCCAAAUGCAAAAGCCAUGAAAAUGUUUAUCAUUAUAGUAAUUGUGUUUGCAAUUUUCAUGUUUCCUAAUCAAGUUGUUUGGCUAUGGGCGGACUUUGGUGGCAGAAACAAAACGUCGACUUUUCGGAAAAUUUCCAUCGUGUGCUGAUUGUUUACCUACACUAACUGUGUAGUUAAUCCUGUUAUUCUAGGUGUCCUCAGUAAAGAUUUUCGAGAGGGAUUUAAGGUGAUUUUUAAGAGUAUCUUGAUCUGUUUCGAUACAUCAUCCAAGGCAAAAGAAGCCAAAAAGGAGUUCAGAAAACAAAGUAAUAGCUGUACCAAAACUGCAUCGAUGCUACUGUCAGACGGCGAAUGUCAUGCAAUGAAGCUCAAAGAAUACAACCCAUAUCCCGAUGGUCAUCAACAACAGACCAGUUUACCUUAUGGCGCAAACCAACCCUUAAUAUCCUCAUAUACUGCGAUCGAAUCUCAGUCCAGGGGCUUUGAUUUGCAUCGAUCUGCAGGAACAUUUAAGAGCUUAACUCCAGAAAACAAUUUGCAGGUAAAAAGACGGGAUUUCGAUUAUGCGCAUGUUUCAGCGAUUCCUGACGAGAAUUUGGCAAUUUUACCUUACACACUUUCCUAUGAACAUUUGGAAGCAGCCUUCAACAGAUCGCCCGAGACCGACUGUUAACCAAUAUGCAAGAAACCUUAGAACAUAGUAUUCACCAAAAUCGGAAUUUCUCAGAAAAGGUCCUCUAAAGCCCAUUAAGCUGUGCACAGUAAUUUUAUAUAUAUAUUGACUUUCAAUACAUUAUUUUAAAUUAAGGAAUGUAAUUUUCGUUUUCCACGCUAUUAACCGCGCCGUUUGACAUAAGACUCCAUGCUGGCUUAAAAAAGGAAUGCCAUUGUCUUAUAAAGUUUUCCUUUCUAUGCUUGCUUGGGUGAACGCUUUUUAGAAGAAAUUUGUACUACCAAGAGUCGUUUGAUCUAAAAAAUGGGAGGUGUCAGUGUUCCAGUCAAAGUUGAACACAAAGUUUGAGUCCAUUCUCUCUUGAGAAAGGCUUGCGCCUGAAAUCUCAUGUUAGCUUUUGAAGUUUUUUUUUACAGCCAUGCAUAGUGACCUUAUCAAAUUAAUUGAAAAAACCAAAUGUGUUUCUCAUCCCCCACUGUUGCUGCUCUGCAGCACAGUUCCCCCAAACUGACCCCAUCAUUUAUUUGACAUAAGACCCACACUGCGGAGAAAAAUGGCCAUACUCAACUUUCUUUUUCGAAAGAGACAUAACCAAUCUUUGAUUGUUAAUUAUGAAAUGCGCUACUUGGAGUGCAGUGGUUGAUUUAUGCAAUAGUUGACUGUUAAGUGCGAGCAGUCUCUUGCGCCCGCGCGCGCAUUCGCAAGAACCUUUGAGAAGUGUCUAAGUCAGACGCCUAACGCCGCCCUGUUCGCACUACCACAAGAAAUAGAGUUUGGAGUUUGCAAAACAAGAGAAAAAUUUGUAAUCACCAAUUUUUUGUUUUUGUAACCUUGUUCGCAUCUGAGACACGAGAAAUUUUUCAUUUUACCAGAAACGUCAAUUACAGGCACUUUAAUUGGCCAUGUUGUCAACAUAAAGGAGUUCACGCUCAUAGUUGCAUCAUGGGUAAUCAGGGCAAGAUGGCGGGAAAUUAGAAGAUUUGUAUUAGAAUUCAAAGCCAGCUAAUUUUUCCUGAAUUCAUAUAUUUGAUGCUUUCUGUUUGAAAAGAGUAAUUUACGAGUUCAAAGAAACAAUACACUAAAUCUGGAGUGCAAAGAAGUCCGUGAUCAAUUUUUAUAAAACCUUGAUUCUCCCAUACUUUUUCUGUAAUUCGACAGAAUCAAAAUUUAUUUUAAACUUAAUCAUCUUUCGAGGAACCGGGCGUAAAAUUGUAUUCCACGAAUAUGCUGCAAAGCUAAUCAAUCCAGUAAAUCCGUGACGUGGAAUCCAGCAUCUAAGACUGUCUUGGAUUCCUUUACAUGGAGCGAAUCCAGAAUUGAAUCCGUUUAACAUUUUGUUUUAAAAUCCCGAAUCCUGGCCUUCGAUCAAAUAAGGCAAAUCCCGAAUCCUCUUGUAAAACCUUGCGGGGACCGGCCCUCUUUCAUGUCUGAAUAGGAUAAAUCUGGAAAAUUGCAGCACAGGUUUGACGGGAUGUCAUGAAUAUCCGCCAAUCCGGCGAAGAAGGGAAUUUUUGAGGCAAACCUACGCUGACGUCUGUCUCGUCUCGCGGAACGUGACAGUGGCGGAGGAACAGAAUGAUCUGAGAGGCGGCUUGUUUCCCAAGCCAUGCUUUCUUAGUGUUGUUGUAUCCGUUACAGCGAGUCCAAAACUUUUUAAUGACUUGGUGCUUCACACACCUUUAAAAUUGCUAUAAUCAUUUUACAAAUUUUGCUUUUUUAAUGGCGGGAUUCCGGAAAUAAAAUACAUCCUAUCAAGAGUUUAAGUUAAUUAGCCAAGAAAAUUGAUCCGCAAACCCAGUGUUGAAUGGAUAGGGUGGCAAGGUCACUUUAGUCAGACUUUGAUCAAACGGCUUGGGAAAAGUCCGUGAUUCGUGCUUGGCAGAUAUCACACAAAAAUGGUUGUCAACAACUCUACAAUUCAAGACGAAACAACAAUGAGCUUGGAGACAACGGAGUUUAGAAUCAUAAGAAUAACAUUGUACGUGUUAAUUUUAUUUCUAAGCUGUAUCGGGAACAGUUUAGUUGCAGUUGUUAUUAUCAAAGCUAGAGGAAUGCGGACAUCGUCAAACGUGCUAAUCCUGAGUCUUGCUGUAUGUGANUCCGGCGAAGAAGGGAAUUUUUGAGGCAAACCUACGCUGACGUCUGUCUCGUCUCGCGGAACGUGACAGUGGCGGAGGAACAGAAUGAUCUGAGAGGCGGCUUGUUUCCCAAGCCAUGCUUUCUUAGUGUUGUUGUAUCCGUUACAGCGAGUCCAAAACUUUUUAAUGACUUGGUGCUUCACACACCUUUAAAAUUGCUAUAAUCAUUUUACAAAUUUUGCUUUUUUAAUGGCGGGAUUCCGGAAAUAAAAUACAUCCUAUCAAGAGUUUAAGUUAAUUAGCCAAGAAAAUUGAUCCGCAAACCCAGUGUUGAAUGGAUAGGGUGGCAAGGUCACUUUAGUCAGACUUUGAUCAAACGGCUUGGGAAAAGUCCGUGAUUCGUGCUUGGCAGAUAUCACACAAAAAUGGUUGUCAACAACUCUACAAUUCAAGACGAAACAACAAUGAGCUUGGAGACAACGGAGUUUAGAAUCAUAAGAAUAACAUUGUACGUGUUAAUUUUAUUUCUAAGCUGUAUCGGGAACAGUUUAGUUGCAGUUGUUAUUAUCAAAGCUAGAGGAAUGCGGACAUCGUCAAACGUGCUAAUCCUGAGUCUUGCUGUAUGUGAUUUCUUGACUCCAGUUCUCAGUAUUCCGUUUGAUAUGGCUUAUGAGGAACAAAACUACACUUGGCCCUUUGGAAAGGCAAUGUGUAAAGCUCUUUGGCCUUUGCAAACGGCCUCCUCGACGUCUUCCAGUCUUAUUCUGGCAGCAAUCAGUUUGGACAGAUUCAGGACUCUUGUAAAACCCUUAGGCUGGUACAUCUCGUUGGGCAAAUUGGUUGUUUGUGUGCUGUCAAUUAACGCCGUUUCUAUCUUUAUAUGCAUCCCUUAUUUUAUCGUUUUGAAAUACAGUGCCUCUGAGAGAUUGUGCCACGAGAGCUGGCCAGGUGAAGACUACAAACAUGCUUACACCAUAUUUCUAUUUUUGUGUCAGUAUGCUCUACCUUUGCUAACCAUGUCUACAGUGUACAUACUUAUUUACAUCAACUUACGUUCCAAUCUGGUUAGGCUGUUUUCUAUGGAUGCCGAACGUGGAAGACGCGCUUUUAGCAGAGAAUCGACUAGAAGCACAGAUAGCAGGGAUUUUCGACGAAGGGAACAGAACAUUCGUUUGGCAAAAAUGUUUGUUAUUGUUGUCGUGGUGUUUGCAAUCAGCAUGUUUCCAAAUCAAGUUCUUUGGUUUUGGAUCGACUUUGGAAAUGGUCGAGACCAUCAUCUUUUUCAUUACAUAUCUGUUGUAUGUCGUCUUUGCACCUACGCAAACAGUGUUUUGAACCCGUUUAUUUACGCUUUAAAGAGCAAAGAGUUUAGAUCUGGGUUUGCAAAGAUUGGCCGCGCAACGGUAAUGAAGCCACUGAGGAAAAUCAGCACCGAUGGCAGAAAAUUUGUGCGAAAAUUAAGUGGAAAUGUUUUGGAAAGACAACGCCCUAUUCCAGUUGAGAUGAAAUCUUCAGCUGCCGCAAUCGCUUUCAAUGAAAACUUUGGAGAAUUCCAGCACAAUUCACGUACAGAAGAGUGUGGUAAUAUAAAGCCGAGACAGCCUGAGGAAAAGAAUGACCAGACUAAUGUGAUGCAGCCGCUCAGAAAAUUGAGCAACGAAACUAGAAAAUAUGUGCGCAAAUUUAGUGGUACUGUCUCUCCGGAUAGUCAAAUACCCAUGUCUGUUCAGAGGAAAUCUUCAGCUGGCUUAUUUAAAUCCAGUGAGAAUGAAAACGCUGGAGCAUUUCAAUUCAGUUGGCAAGCGGAAGUGUCUGACAAAACGAAGGGCAAUGAUGACGGGUCGAUUUUGGCUCCCCGUCGUCGAAAAUUUUCAUGUUACGGAGUCAGUUACGGUAAGGAGCAAAAAGACUUGUCUAUGAAGCGACGGCCAGACGACCCGAGCCAAGAAAUGACUGAAAACAAAGCAAGUAAGAGUAGCAAUGAGGUUAAAUUUAUGAAGAACAAGGCAACCGAAAAGAUUAAUAUUACUGUUGACAUGUAUCCAGACAGAGUGGAAAAAUGA